CAAUGAAAGUCUAGGCGAUAGUUCUUUAGUUUGCGGUUGUUAACGCUCCAAUACGGUUUGAUGAGAGUGAUACUUUUUGUUUGGGUUUUUAUAGGUGAUUUAUUUUGAAUUCAUCAUGCCGGGCGAAAUCGACAGAAUAAGUGAACUUUUCAAAGAUAAAAAUGUAUUCAUUUCUGGAGCAAGUGGCUUUUUGGGAAAAAUUCUUAUUGAAAAAUUACUUCGCGUCACUGAAGUGAAAACUCUGUAUUUGUUGAUUCGGCAGAAGAAGAAUAAAUCACCAAAGGAUAGACUGAUUGAUAUAUUCAAUCAUGUGCUGUUUUCGACCCUAAAAAACAAGAACCCCGAUGUCUUCAAGAAAUGCAUCAUUAUACAAGGAGACGUAUUGGAAACCAACUUAGGAAUCAUAGAGAGCGAUAGAAUUUUAUUACAAAACAAAAUUGACUACAUUUUUCAUUCAGCGGCAACUACAAGAUUCGACGAAACGUUGAAGUAUUCUGUACAAAUCAACACUGUGGGCACCAAAUACAUGUUGGAUUUGGCUAAUGAGUGUAAAAAUUUAAAGUUAUUCGUCCACAUAUCUACUGCUUUCGCUUUUCCCAAAGAGCAAAUACUCUACGAAAAAUGCUACGACCCUCCAGCCGAUCCACAUGAAAUAGUUAAGGCUAUUUGCUCGAAGGAAAAUCCUUUUACUGUAGAUAUGGAACAGGCGAUGCUAGCAGAUUGCCCCAACACCUACACAUUUUCCAAAUCCUUAGCCGAAGGCUUGGUGAAGGAACAAAUGGGCAAAUUGCCAGUUAUCAUUGUGAGGCCAUCUGUUGUAAUACCUACUUAUAAAGAACCAAUCCCUGGAUUCUUCAACAACCUCCAGAGUCCGAUGGGAAUAUUUGUUGGAGGAGGAAAAGGCGUUAUUAGAAGCGUCUUUAUGGAUAGUAAGGCCAGUGCCAAUUUGGUACCAGCUGACAGCGCUAUCAAUGGUAUUUUGGUGUCUUCGUGGGAUUAUUUAACAACCAAACAACAGCAAGUAUUCAACAUUUCAAUACCCCACGAAGACAUAAAGAUCAACUGGGAAGAAAUUAUUGAAAUCGGCAAAGAAGUAAUCAACACCAAAGUACCAUUCAACGGUAUCAUUUGGUACCCAAAUGGUAUAUUGACUAAAUCAAGAUGGUGGCACAAUUUCAAUAUAUUCCUUUUUCAAAUUAUACCCGCAUUAUUUCUUGACUUUUUGUUGAUUUGUCUUGGAUAUAAGCCAGUUUUGCUAGGAAUAAACCGUCGUUUGCUCAAAGGUCAAGAGAUGUUUGAAUAUUACACAACAAAAGCUUGGAAGAUUGAUAUGAAAUAUUUUAUGAGUUUGAGAAGAAGAAUGAAUGAAAUUGAGAAAAAAAAUUAUCAAGUUGAAGCUGAAAAUGUUAACAUAGCAAAUUAUCUAAAAGAUUGUUUAAUGUAUGCCAGAAGGCAUAUUUUUAAUGAAACGGACGAUAUGAUACCUGCUGCAAAAAGGAACAUGAAAAUAUUCUUCGUACUGGAUAGAAUAGUUAAAAUUGGCUUUUUUGUCUUGGUAUUCUACUACACUUAUACUUUCUUAUUUAGAUCUAUUUAAUAUUUCAGUAUCUAAUAUUUUGCUCAAUUUUGUAAGUUUCUUUUGUGAUAUCUUUUCAAUUAUUUUUUUCUUUGGAUUUUUAUUAGGUACCUAUUUAAGGAACAAGAUAAAAUUAUUUUUUAUUUUCAUUUCUAUAUUAAAAUAGUUAUAUUCGUUUUAGUCUAUUGUAUUUAGUCUCUUUUUUCUGAGGUGGUACUUCUUGUUACUUCACAAUAAAGUAGAAAUAAAAACCAAUCUAUUGUAUGAUGUACUUUAUUAUUUAUUUGGAAUAUGGAGUAGUUGCGUACAGUAAAUACAUGCGGGGCUCUUAUUCUUACUAGGAAGUACUUGUAAUAGCCGUAAUAACCCGCAAGAGUGUCGCUGCAAGCUGCCAUCUGGUAUUUUUCACCUGGAAAUUAAUUUCGAGGCUUUUUCAGACCUAAAAAUAGAGACUGCGACUCAGGCGAUGGCCAUUUUCUUGUAGCGAUCGGCUUCUUGACGGCACGUCCAUGAUUUGAAACAGAUGGAUAGAUAUUGGAAGCUUCUGAGUUAUGGAUAUUAGAUUUCAGGCUUUCUGUGAGUCCAAUCCAAUGUCGGUCCUUCCACUGCGAGCUAAGGUCUGUUGUGUCUCAUUCCAAGUUUAUAUUUCCCUGAUUCUGGUGAUUACCGGACACGUGCAUAGGACAUGUUCUGCAGUUUCGUCCUCUUCCAUGUACAGGCAACACCCAACAUCUUGUGCUAUUCCGAUUCUGUGCAUGUCAUGCUGAAGUUUGCAGUGUGCAGUGUACAGACCCACCAGGGCUUUGAGGGUGUUCCUGACCAUUCCUAGUGUGUCUGCCACUUUUCUCCAUUUAGGGACGUACGAAGGAUUUUGCAUGGGUAACCUCCCCCAGUAUUGUUUGGCCUCUAUAUUGGCCCAAAUCGAGAUUGCGUGGUUAACCGUUCUUAGGGCUAUCCUCAGGACUGAUGGUUCCGGUCGAAUAAAGUUAGGUUCAGAUCCUUAUGCUAGUUGAUCCGCUUUUUCGUUACCUUCUUGUCCGGUAUACUACAGAUCCGUAUGUUUCCAUUGGUCUGAUGACCAUGGUGCAAAUCCAGUGGAUUUGUGCCCCAAGUCUUUCCACAGAUUCUGCGGGAGUUCUAAAGUUCUUUGCCUCGCUUCAGGGAUAUAGAAUACCUUUUUAGCUGUCUAGCUUGGUGGUAUAUGGUUGUACGCAAGACUGGCUCAGAAGUACGAAUGGUACCAGAAUCCCAUCCGUUUUGUAACAGAGCAGGUAAAAUGCCAUCCUCCGUUUUGGAUAUUACUUUAUAUACACUAUACAUCUUAGAGUAGGUAUAUAGUAACUCAAUUAUGAUUUUGCUACUUAACAGAUGAUUUCAAUCUAAUAUAUAAAAUUCUGUCGCAGUUUUAGUUACCUUCGUCCUCCGAAACGGCUUUACCGAUUUUUAUGAAAUUUUAUAUGUAUAUUCGGUAGGUCUGAGAAUAGGUUUUAGGCUAUGUUUUAUACCCCUAAGUGAUAAGGGUGGUCCACCCCAAAAAUUUUUAAUUUUUUUUUGCUUCUCACCACUACAUAGCCCAACUUAUUUUUGUUUGUAACCGACGUCACAGUAUUAUCUUAUAGCAUGUUCGGCUUUACUGCUCCCAGAGCGCUCUCUAUUUGGGCGGCGACGUACAGAUCUCUGCGGAAAUGCUCCGAAAGCG
Molecule: messenger RNA, 3275 nt
Organism: Ceutorhynchus assimilis (cabbage seed weevil)
Lineage: Eukaryota; Metazoa; Arthropoda; Insecta; Coleoptera; Curculionidae
Source: the annotation of a GenBank genome assembly